AUGUAUGACUGGGUACUUUUGGGCGUGUGGAUGGUGCCCAUGUGGCAUUCUCUAGACGAGCCAGCUGCAACAUUCAAGCAAUCGCUCAACGAACUACGCGAGCCACCGUCGAGCGUCGUCAGCGUCGUCAGCGUCAAAUUUCCCAUGACACCGUCAGAGGAAUCAGUCGAGCGAAUAUAUGAGGAAGUACGUCCGGAGGCCUCUCGGCAUGACGAUCCCAGCUGGAUACCGCCGAGGACAGCGGUGCCUUCUUUUCUCAGCAAGGUCUCCUCAUCGACUAAGCGACUUGAUCCCAGACAUAGCUAUCAUCGAAGCAACAACUUGUGA
Messenger RNA from Talaromyces stipitatus ATCC 10500, 327 nucleotides. RefSeq lists its product as uncharacterized. Bases 1 to 327 code for a protein of 108 amino acids. NCBI's taxonomy places the organism in Eukaryota, Fungi, Ascomycota, Eurotiomycetes, Eurotiales, Trichocomaceae. The record is from RefSeq and is a predicted model, not a curated record. The transcript is spliced from 2 exons.